Messenger RNA from Salmo salar (Atlantic salmon), 1890 nucleotides. RefSeq names its product tubulin, delta 1 (gene tubd1). Gene Ontology annotation, cellular component: microtubule. Gene Ontology annotation, molecular function: structural constituent of cytoskeleton; GTP binding. NCBI's taxonomy places the organism in Eukaryota, Metazoa, Chordata, Actinopteri, Salmoniformes, Salmonidae. The record is from RefSeq and is a predicted model, not a curated record. Gene Ontology annotation, biological process: microtubule-based process.
UGCGCACCACGCAACCAACCAAGUGAAGCGCGGACAUGAUCGAUUUGUUGCAGGAAACGCGGCGAGCUUCAAACCAGAUUGGAAUACAAACAUAACACUCUCAUUGACAGUUGGAGCAAACAUAGCUAGCAAGUUUAUUUUCCACACAUAAUCAUUGAACAUUUAGGCGAACAUACUUGAAAACAACAGCUUUUGCAAACAGGAAUAGUAAUGUCCAUCGUGACAGUACAACUUGGACAAUGUGGCAACCAGGUAGGCCAAGAGUUGUUCGAGGUGAUCAGCAAUGAUGCAAAUGAUACGCAAAGAAAGGUUUACAGUGAAUGCAGCAGUGAGCGGUUCUUCAAUGAGACUGCAAAUAGAGAACUCGUGGCAAGGUCAGUGCUGAUUGACAUGGAACCCAAAGUCAUCUCGCAGAGUAUUGCAAAGACUGCCAAAUCUGGGAAGUGGAGAUAUGGGGACCGUUCACACUUCAGUCAGAAACAGGGUUCUGGAAACAACUGGGCAAAUGGAUACUGUGUCCAUGGACCACGUCAUGAGGAGGUAGUGAUGGACAUUGUGAGGAGGGAGGUGGAGCACUGUGACUGUCUGGCAGGAAUCAUGGCCAUGAUGAGUGUGGCAGGGGGCACAGGGUCAGGGGUGGGCACAUACGUUACUCAGUGUCUCCGGGACGAAUACCCAAACUCCUUCAUCCUCAAUCACCUGACAUGGCCCUAUGGCACUGGAGAGGUGAUAGUCCAGAACUACAACUCUGUGCUCACACUGUCACACCUCUACCAACUCUCAGAUGCCAUCCUGGUUCACGAAAAUGACACGGUUCACAAGAUCUGUGCCCAGCUCAUGAAUAUCAAACACAUAUCAUUCAGGGACGUCAACAAAGUCAUCGCCCACCAGCUAGGGAGUGUUCUGCAGCCUGCACUCACUGGUGACUCCCAUGGUGUCUACAAUAGAAACCCCAUAGGUGAACUGAUGAGCAGCCUGGUAUGUCACCCAGAGUACAAGCUUCUCAGCGUGUGCAACAUUCCCCAGGUGUCCAGCUCCUCUAUGGCUUACAGCAUGUUCACCUGGCCGGGCCUGCUCAAACACCUUCGUCAGAUGCUCAUUGCCAACUCCAAAAUGGAGGAAGGCAUCGACUGGCAGGUGCGAGCCCCUUCUCUCCAGCCCGAAGGGAUAGAGAGGACCAGGAGUCACAGACGACCAGGCUUCAACACCUCCCUGGCCAACCUGCUCAUACUGCGGGGGAAGGAUGUGAACAAUGCAGAGAUAAGUGGAUUUCAGCAUCCGAGUCUAUAUACCCCCUGGCUUCCAGCAGAUGAGGCUUUCAGCAUGUGGAAAACCCCAGUCCCCUUUAACAAGUAUGAGAAGUCUGCUAUACUGGUCAGCAAUAGCCAGACUCUGCUGAGGCCUCUGGACAACAUGGUGGGGAAAGCCUGGAACAUGUUUGCCUCCAGGGCCUACAUUCAUCAAUACACAAAGUUCGGGAUCUCAGAGGAGGAUUUCUUGGAUAGCUUCACAUCUCUUGAACAGGUCAUCUCUAGCUACAGUCAACUUUGAUGCUACGGUCUGCUUUGGACCAGUAAGAUACGACAAAAACCAGGAUUCACUCCAACUGCAAAUUUGGACAAUGUACUUUCAGAUUGAGCCAACAUAUGCAGUGUUUAGCGUGAAUGUGGUCUCUGAACAUUGCCUUUUAAACUGCGCAAUCAGAUUGUAUUCCGGCCUAAGCCAAUAAAAAGUUGCAGGGAGCUGAUGCUAUAUUGGCAUGUUAUUGGACGGGAGAUUGAACAUUACACAGGUACUGUUCUCUUGAGUCAAAGAGCAUUAAUGUUGAAAGAAUUACAUGUACAUUUAUGUAAAAUGAAUUUAUACAAAUAAAAUUCCAUUAUUCAAGUA